This is a messenger RNA of Chara braunii, 2008 nucleotides long. Lineage: Eukaryota; Viridiplantae; Streptophyta; Charophyceae; Charales; Characeae. The record is from the annotation of a GenBank genome assembly.
CGCAUCUGGCGUUGUUAUGCACAGUGCAUGGUCGCAUCACAAGUACCGUUUCACUUGAAAACGGCUUGCCUGCUACGGUUGAGAACUGGAGGAGGACAACGAGGAGUCGAGGACCAUCGGUGAAUCGCAGCCGAGCAUCACAAAGCAACCGAGGAAAAGGAGGGCGAGGCGGGACGAAGGAGAGGAAAGAGCACCAAGAAGGCAACUGCCACAGCGAUGGCGGCGUCCGCGAAAACGAUGGCGGCCUUCAUCUUGGCGGCUAUCAUCGUACUUCUGGGUGUUACGGCAAGAGCAGAGUCUCCGCCCGAGUCCGCCAUCGACUUGUUCACCUACAUGGGCUCCGGAUGUCCAGCCAAUUCCGCCGUGGGGGAGAUCAGCAAGGACGGGCAAGUACUUACCAUGGAGUUCAGCGAGUUCAGCGCAGAGACCGACGCAGGCAACGCGGGCAAACGGAAGAACUGCCAGAUCAGCCUCAAGAUGAGGUAUCCUGCUGGAUGGACCUACUCCCUGGAGACGGUCUCGCUCCGCGGGUACACGAGACUUGACGACAAGGCAAAGGCGGUCCACAGGGUCAGUUAUUACUUCACGGGAGAGGGAGGGCAAGGCAGGUUCACCAAAGAGACGGAGGGCGCGUACGAUGACAACUACGAGCACUCAGGUCCGUUCUCUCCAGUUAUCUCGAGCUUGUGCGGCCAAAACCGAAACCUCAAUGUCAAUAUGGAGAUAGCACCGAAGGGGUGUUUUGGAGGAAGCAGUACGUGGUGUUGGGUGUUGCCUUCAUUGUCGGUGCUUCGCGGCGAAAUGGAGUCGUAUCCGUCGAUGACAGAUCCCUGUGCAGGCAUUGAUGAGGGAUUCCAGUCCCAGGACAUGACUAUGCAAGGAUCUGUCCCGUACUCCUCCCCUUCACCGGCGACGGCGCAGUCCUUCGGUGGCCAGUUGCACGAGGGUGUGCGGGUCGGGCUGAUUCAUGUCCCACCUGCUCCACUGCCCUCUCCAUCGCUGCUUCAUGCAGCAGGUGCACGUCAGCGGUUCGCUGUUCGGCCACCUCUACACACGCUUCACACGGGCCCCACGCACACGGGCCAAGCCUCAUAUUGCACACAGGUUGGAGCUGGGUAUGGCAUGCCUGGUCCACACACGUUCCCAGUUGGCGGUGGGUAUGUCAUUGUCGUGCACAUGUACCCCACCCAGCACACUGUGGAAAGGGGUGGAGCAAUGUGGGAUGAUUGGCAGUGGUCCCCGCAGUGCAGACAGACGUCGCAGGCGCUGCAUGGCGGAAUGUCCACCCCAUCGCCCAUGUCAGUCAGGCGGUCUGUUGUCGAGCCUUCGCCUUCAAUGGUAGAUGUGCAAGGAGAGGAUAUGGAUGAGGGAUGGCCCCGUGCACAAUGCUGCUUCGUCGCCUGCCGGUUUGCAAGGCCGUUCCUCUGCUGCCGACGAAGAUCUGUUCCAGUAGGCUUUGAGAAAGCGUUGUGGGAAGCCAUGGAGUGGCAACUGAAUCGGCCCUCCAUCAAGUGUGACAACACGCUGGCGUCCGAGAACCUGUCGGGUAACGAGGGAGGGCCAUCAACGGAGACCGGUCCACCACAGCCCUCGUCGAGGAAAAGUGGUUCCAACAGUAGAGCAACUGAAAAUUCCGACAGUGCAGCGAAGACGCAGAGGACGAAUACCGGUAAAGCGAGGAUGGACGACACGAUCAGCGGUGGGACAGUAUUGGCCCUAUUGAGGAGGGCGAUGGAGGACGCAACACGGUCGUACAACGGAGGUCUGCACUCUGGCCAAGGCAACAUCGGAGGCCGGCACAGCGAUCGCAGCGAAGAUUGGUGACGUCGCAGAUGCCAUGCAUGGGGGGAACACCAUCCUCGAAAUGCUUCUGGGGGUUCUUGCGAGGCGCAGGGGUGGGGGAACAGCGGUACACAGUGGAGGGCGGACAAAGACCCCUCGUCACGUUAGCACUCGAGGAUAACAGGUCAUAAAAAAAAAGGAGCACAAAUAAAAUAUCAAUCACUCA